Cimex lectularius (bed bug) is the source of this 2056-nucleotide messenger RNA. RefSeq lists its product as uncharacterized. Gene Ontology annotation, molecular function: oxidoreductase activity. NCBI's taxonomy places the organism in Eukaryota, Metazoa, Arthropoda, Insecta, Hemiptera, Cimicidae. The record is from RefSeq and is a predicted model, not a curated record. The annotation marks the transcript as partial. The transcript is spliced from 13 exons.
AAAGAGGGGAUCAUUUCUCUCGCCAGUCGUCAUCAGGUAAAUCUUCCCCAAGCGGUCAGGUAUAAUCCCGUCGGUCAGUCAAAUUAUUCGAAAACCCUUUUCUGCUUAAACAUGGAUCGCUGGGUCGGAAAAGUCGCGGUUGUGACUGGAGUCAGCUCUGGCAUCGGAGAAUGCACUGCGAGGCUCUUGGUUAAGAAAGGAAUGAAAGUCGCCGGCCUGGCCAGAAGAUUCGACAGGGUUAAGAAACUCGAGGAUAGUUUGAACGGCAGUAAAGGAGAACUGAAAGCUUUCGAGUGUGACGUUUCUGAUGCGAAGCAGGUGCACAGCGUUUUUGAAUGGAUCGAAGAGAACUGGGGACCGGUCGGCGUGCUCGUUAACAACGCUGCUGUUUUUAAAUCCGAUUUACUCACGAAUUUGACGUCAACGGAUAACCUUAAGCAGAUGUUUGACGUUAACGUUAUUGGCGUGUUCAGUUGUACCAGAGAAGCAUUAAUAUCUAUGAAAAAAUACAGCAAUGAAGGAUGCAUCAUUAACAUUAGCAGUGUUUCUGGUCAUCACAUUCUUUAUUACCCGUACAUCGGGGGAUACACGGCGACGAAACAUGCUAUAACCUGUAUGACGGAAUAUCUUAGAUUUGAACUCGGUUUGGAGACGAAAAUAAUCAGAAUCACGAGCAUAAGCCCUGGACUGGUUGAGACGGAAAUGCUGGCUCAAUUUUCCGGUGAGGUAGUACCUGAAAACAUACCAUGCCUCAAAGGAGAGGAUAUUGCCAACUGUAUCUUGUUUGUCCUCGAGUGUCCUGGCAAUGUCAACAUAACUGAACUCACUGUUCAAGCAACUGGAGAGACCUUGGCAGAAAAUAAAAGAAACCUUUUCUGCUUAAACAUGGAUCGCUGGGUCGGAAAAGUCGCGGUUGUGACUGGAGUCAGCUCUGGCAUCGGAGAAUGCACUGCGAGGCUCUUGGUUAAGAAAGGAAUGAAAGUCGCCGGCCUUGCCAGGAGAUUCGACAGGGUUAAGAAACUCGAGGAUAGUUUGAAAGGCAGUAAAGGUGAACUGAAAGCUUUCCAGUGUGAUGUUUCCGAUGAGAAACAGGUGCACAGUGUUUUUGGAUGGAUCGAAGAGAACUGGGGACCGGUCGGCGUGCUUGUUAACAACGCCGCUGCCCUUAAAAUCGAAUUACUCACAAAUUUGACGUCAACGGAUAACCUUAAGCAGAUGUUUGACAUUAACGUUAUUGGCGUGUUCAGUUGUACCAGAGAAGCUUUAACAUCUAUGAAAAAACACAAUAAUGAAGGCUGCAUCAUUAACAUUAACAGUGUUGCUGGUCAUCACUUUCUUCAUUACCCGAAAAUCGGGGGAUACGCAGGGACAAAACAUGCUCUAACCUCUAUGACGGAACAUCUUAGGUACGAAAUCGGUUUGGAGACGACAAAAAUCAGAAUCACGAGCAUAAGUCCUGGACUGGUUAAGACGGAAAUGUCGGCUCAAUUUGGCGGUGACAUACCUGAAAACAUACCAAGCCUCAAAGGAGAGGAUAUUGCCAACUGUGUUUCGUUCGUCCUUGAGUGUCCUGGCAAUGUCAACAUAACUGAACUCACUGUUCAAGCAACUGGAGAGACCUUGGCAGAAAAUAAAGAAUAGGGAUUGACAUUUCUAAGAUAACCGAAUUGACAGUUCAAGGAACUGGAGAGACGUUGGUAAUCAAGAACGAUUAAGGAUGAAUUUUUUACUUAAGAAGUAAAGUUUAUUAUGAGACAAUUGUUAUUAUACUUCGACAUAUAUAUUAUUUGCUAUAUUGUGCAUACUGAUUUUUUGAUCGUGUGAAAAAUACACUUUUCAGAAACUGAAAUAGUAAUACGUAGUACAUAUGGCAUAAUAAUAAUUACAGAUGUAAUAAUAUGCUGGUUUAUAAAAUCUUUAAACCAUUUGUUUUCAUUUUCUGUUCAUUAAUACAGUACAGUAUUAAAUUUGUAUUUUGUUAUUUCUAAAUAACAUGUAAACAUAUUGUAGUAUAACGUUUAUUAUAUAAAUUAUAUAAUAUAUUUGAACAGAAUUA